Messenger RNA from Stegastes partitus (bicolor damselfish), 969 nucleotides. RefSeq names its product voltage-dependent calcium channel gamma-2 subunit-like. Gene Ontology annotation, biological process: postsynaptic neurotransmitter receptor diffusion trapping; calcium ion transmembrane transport; neurotransmitter receptor transport, postsynaptic endosome to lysosome. Bases 1 to 969 code for a protein of 322 amino acids. Gene Ontology annotation, cellular component: voltage-gated calcium channel complex; AMPA glutamate receptor complex; postsynaptic density membrane. Lineage: Eukaryota; Metazoa; Chordata; Actinopteri; Pomacentridae. The transcript has 4 exons. The record is from RefSeq and is a predicted model, not a curated record. Gene Ontology annotation, molecular function: voltage-gated calcium channel activity; channel regulator activity.
AUGGGCGUGUUUGACCGCGGAGUUCAGAUGCUGCUGACCACGGUGGGGGCCUUCGCCGCCUUCAGCCUCAUGACCAUCGCCGUGGGGACAGACUACUGGCUGUACUCACGCGGCGUCUGCAAGAUCAAGAGCACCAACGAGAACGAGACCAGCAAGAAGAACGAGGAGGUGAUGACGCACUCGGGCCUCUGGAGGACCUGCUGCCUGGAAGGUUCCUUUAAAGGCAUGUGUAAGCAGAUAGAUCACUUUCCUGAGGAUGCCGACUAUGAGGCGGAUGCUUCAGAGUACUUCCUACGCGCUGUACGAGCCUCCAGUAUCUUCCCUAUCCUAAGUGUGAUCCUGCUCUUCAUGGGGGGGCUGUGCAUCGCCGCCAGCGAGUUCUACAAGUCACGCCACAACAUCAUCCUCAGCGCCGGCAUCCUCUUCGUCUCCGCAGGUCUGAGCAACAUUAUAGGAAUCAUUGUGUACAUAUCAGCCAACGCUGGGGACCCUUCCAAGAGUGACUCCAAGAAGAACAGCUACUCCUACGGCUGGUCCUUCUACUUCGGCGCCCUCUCCUUCAUCAUGGCCGAAAUGGUGGGCGUGCUGGCUGUGCACAUGUUCAUCGACCGCCAUCGGGAGCUACGCGUGGGGGCGCGAGCCGCUGACUACCUCCAAGGUGCGGCCAUCACGCGCAUCCCGAGCUACCGCUACCGUUAUCGACGCCGCUCACGCUCUUCGUCCCGCUCUACGGAUCCCUCGCACUCUCGCGAGGCAUCACCGGUGGGCCUCAAGGCCUUCGGGACGCUGCCCUCCACCGAGCUGUCCAUGUACACGCUGCCCAAGGGCCAAACGGGCACCCCAACAGCCACCUAUAACUCCACGGAGAGGGACCACAACUUCCUGCAGGUCCACAACUGCAUCCAGAAGGACCUGAAAGACUCAGGCGGCCACAGCAACACCGCCAACCGGCGCACCACACCUGUAUGA